Molecule: messenger RNA, 899 nt
Organism: Zea mays
Lineage: Eukaryota; Viridiplantae; Streptophyta; Magnoliopsida; Poales; Poaceae
Product: late embryogenesis abundant protein 47
Exons: 2
Coding region: 118-735 (205 amino acids)
Source: RefSeq, a predicted model, not a curated record
UCCUUCACCACCGCUGAACUGCUACAAUACAUAGUAGCGGUGGCACAGACCUCACACACAGCCCACCUCCGACGACACGGCGAAAUCGAAAUCGAAAUCAUCCGGGGUCUUCCAGCGAUGGAAGCCCGACCCAGCAGGAUAGAGUGCUCAGAACCCAACGAGCAGCCCGAGCCGAAGGACCCCGGCCGGGUGUUCCACGCCGAGCGCGUCGCCCCGAGGGACGCCACGGAGUCGGUAACCGAGAAGCUGGCGCACGGCGGUUGCGGCCACGACGGCGUGAUCGACGAGACGUACGACACGAGGAUCAAGAUCGCGGAGGCACUGGAGGCGUCGGCCAGGGCCAUCGGGGACAAGCACGUGGAGCCGUCCGACGCCGCGGCGAUACGCGUCGCGGAGGCGAGCGCCGCGGGGCGUGGGGCGAUCCCAGGCGGCGUCUCCGAGCGCGCGCAGGCCGCGGUGGCGGCCAACGCCCGCGCCGCGCGCGACGAGGACAAGGUCACCAUGGCCGACGUGCUGACGUGGGAGGCGACGGUGAAGCUGCCGACGGGCAAGGCCGUGACUGGCGAGGUCGCUGCGGCCGCGGCAGAGGCCGAGGCCGAGGCCGCGAAUGAUCCCCGAGCGAAGACGAACCCCCGCGGGGUGAGCGCGGCGCUGGGCAUGGCCGCGAAGCACAACUGUGGACACGAGAGCGCGCGCACGGGCACGGCCUUUCCGGAUGAAGCUAAGCAGGAUUAAGCUUGAUCGUAUGUAGUCCAGACUCUGUCCAUGGACUCCCUUGACGGCCGGUUGAGUCGAGUUAUUAGUGAAUGAAUUAUUAAUCGUUGCGUUAUGUGCUCGUGGAAGAUCAGUGUUCUUGGUUCUUGCUGCCAUCCAUGGAACUUGCACAAGUAUGGCGACGA